This is a messenger RNA of Cyclocybe aegerita, 1098 nucleotides long. NCBI's taxonomy places the organism in Eukaryota, Fungi, Basidiomycota, Agaricomycetes, Agaricales, Hemipholiotaceae. The record is from the annotation of a GenBank genome assembly.
AUGGCCGACCCAUCCCAACAGCUCCCCAACCCCUUCACGCCGAUGGCGUUCUUGCCCCCGGACAUUGCGUUCCAGGUCACCGUCGCAAGUUAUAUUCUGGUGGGGUCGCUUGGGGUGCUGAUUUGGGAUAUCCUCAAUAACCUGUCGUCGGAUUAUAGGCUUCUGACCAAAUAUCGUAUUGGUCUGCCUACGAUCGCGUACUUCAUAUCCCGCGUUGGGUCCUUAGCAUAUGUGCUGUGCAGUACAAUCUUCGAGACAUACCCCGCAGACAACUGCGCACUGUUCGAGAAGAUCCUGUGUGGACUGUACCCCGUAGCCAUCCCUGCGACAUCCCUCCUCUUCUUCUUCCGCGUACGAGCCAUCUUCGAUAGGAACAAGGUCGUCGUCGCGUUCUUCGCGUUCAUGUGGCUCGCGGUCCUCGGUGGAUGCAUCACCGUUACUCGCGGCGUCACCGGUAUUAACAUUGGUCCGACCAAGUACUGCCUCAAUUUCGCCCUUGAGGACUACGUCGCCGCCGCUGCCAUUAUCCCCCUGGUUAACGAUACCCUCGUCUUCUUCGCCAUUUCGGUCCGCCUGAUGACCAACACUCACGUCGAGUAUAACCUCCGGAACGGUAUCAAGACGAUUGUCUCCGGUGACUACCUGCCUGCCUUCUCCAAGACCUUGUUCCAGGACGGGCAGAUUUACUACCUGACGACUGUCUCAACCAACUUGCUGACAGUGAUCAUGCUGUACAUCUACUCCGUCCCGAUCACAUACCGGACGAUGUUCACCGUCCCCAACAUCGCGCUCAUGAACAUCAUGGCGUGCCGCGUGUUCCGGAACACCAAGUUCGGCGUGUUCAGGGAGACGGCGCUCUCGACGAGCAAACUCAUGUCCACGCGCGACGACCGUUCGCAGCCCUCCGUCAUCCCCCUCUCCCUCCGAAAAACGCCCAACCACGCUAGCACCACCGUCAACGACAUGCAUAUGCAUGGGGACGUCAACGGCGUCGCGAUCACCAAGACUAUCGAGCAUGAUUACGACCACUCCGACCACUCCGAGGACAACAAGGAGUACAAGGAGGCGUACGGAAGGGGGCAGAAUAACAUGGUGUAA